Nerophis lumbriciformis (worm pipefish) is the source of this 483-nucleotide messenger RNA. The record is from RefSeq and is a predicted model, not a curated record. Lineage: Eukaryota; Metazoa; Chordata; Actinopteri; Syngnathiformes; Syngnathidae.
CAAACAACUGCCGAAGAAAUGGUGCUGAAAGCUGUCUGCGUUUUGAAAGGAGCUGGUGAAACCGCCGGGACGGUGUAUUUUGAGCAGGAGCUCGAAUCCAGUCCGGUGAAAGUGACAGGAGAAAUCAAAGGCUUGACGCCAGGCGAGCACGGCUUCCAUGUCCACGCCUUCGGAGACAACACAAACGGGUGUGUAAGUGCAGGACCUCACUUCAACCCGCACAACAAGACUCACGCCGGGCCGACUGAUGCGGACAGGCAUGUCGGCGACCUUGGCAACGUGACCGCGGGCCCCGACAACAUAGCCAAAAUUGACAUCACGGACAGCGUGAUCUCUCUUGCGGGGCAGUACUCUAUCAUUGGCAGAACCAUGGUGAUCCACGAGAAGGCUGACGACCUAGGGAAAGGCGGCAACGAGGAGAGCUUAAAGACUGGCAACGCCGGUGGACGACUGGCCUGCGGUGUUAUCGGCAUCACUCAGUGA